AUGAAAGAUGCUGGCACUGAUACUUCGUUAGACAUGGUAGUCACUGAAGUUUUUGAAAUUGCCCCGAAAUCUACUACUAUCUCUUAUAACAAAGAGGUCCAGACAAGCGAAGAUUGGGCCAGUGGGACAAAUACCAAGUCUGCUUCUGGGAUUGAAGAUUACGACGAAUUUGAUUAUUCUGUAAAUAUGGCUCAGCGAAAGCAAUUGGAAGAUAAAAUCAGAACUGAAUUGGAAGAGCUAUAUAAAAAGGAAAACGAAGAAGUUUUAAAGAAUAACCGCACCCUGUCAAAUGAUGAACCUGGUUUAAAUGCCAAUGGCACCCCGGAUGUUAGCAGGCCAACUAUAUUAUCUGACAAAGAGGCUUCUCAAAUAUCAGCUAGACAGGAUUUUGAAAACUUUUGGUCUCAAUCAUGGAAGGUUAUCAACCGGGCAGCUGAGGAAGAUACGAAUUAUAAUAUUCUGCGAAAUUACGCCGAGUCGCAGAAUUCAGACGCACAGCAGCAAAGCCGAAAUUCACUUACGGAAAUAACUCAUUUAUAUUCAAAAGACUCUGUUGGACGAGCAGUUACAUAUAUUGAUUGGUCCCCCAAAUUCCCUGAAUUAAUAGCUGCUGCUUAUACAGAAAAAUCUUCUGACCCCCAUGCCACCAAAGGAUUAAUACAAAUUUUCAACUUACAUGCACCUAAUCAACCUGAAUAUACGUUGACCGCUCAGAGUGAUAUUUUGGUGGUAAAAUUCUCUCCUUUUGACUCGAAUUUGAUAUUUGGAGCUGCAUACAAUGGUCAAGUAUUGGCAUGGGACCUUCGAUCUAAAGGUUCUCGACCACUUCUUAGUUCACAAUUGUCAGGCAAAGCUCAUACUCAUCCUGUUUACUCAUUGGAGAUAAUUGGAACUCAAAAUGCAUACACUUUGAUUACAGCUAGUACCGAUGGCACUGUUUGUACAUGGACGCCAGACAUGCUCGCUAAACCACAAGAAAAAAUUACCCUACAAACUAAUUCUAGCUCCCUACGUAAUGAUGAAGCAGCGCCUACAUCAUUAGCAAUCCCGACUCGUGAUCAAGCCCAGUUUCUUAUCGGCACAGAAGAAGGCGCUAUUUAUCAAUGUUAUCGAUUUGGUCAAGCUGGUUCUCGACCUGGUAUUGAUCAUCGUAAAUCAUACCGGGGCCAUACUGGUCCAGUCACAUCAGUAGACUUGCAUCCCUCCUCUGGACCAGUUGAUUUUGGAAAUUAUCUUCUGAGCAGUGGUAAUGACUGGUCAAUAAAGAUAUGGUUGGUCUCUCUAAUCUCAUCCCAUGGCUCUAAUUUGAGCAGUACUGCCUCCUCUGCACCAGCUAAUCGUGGAGAAAUAAUCCGUCCUAUUUUGGAUAUUAAACGCGAUGAUGUGGUCUAUGAUAUUUCAUGGAAUCCAAACCAUCCCUCUAUUUUUGCUGCUGUUGAUGGUACAGGUCAUGUUGAAGUAUGGAAUCUUCUGACAGAUACUGAGGUGCCAGUUGUUCGUGCCAAGCCAUCCAAUAUCGAGAAAAACAUUGUAGGAAGCAAUUAUCUCAAACGUCCUCUAAACAGAGUUUCCUGGGAAAAGACGUCCGAGGCAAGGCGUCUUGCAGUUGGCGGAUUGAAUGGUAGUAUCACUAUUUUGGAGCUUGAUACGACUCUUAUUGGUUCGUCUCCCAAGCCUGAGCACUGGGCACAAUUAAAACGUCUCUUUGAACAACUUGAGUCGUAA
This is a messenger RNA of Sugiyamaella lignohabitans, 1725 nucleotides long. RefSeq lists its product as uncharacterized. Gene Ontology annotation, molecular function: dynein heavy chain binding; dynein light chain binding. The transcript has a single exon. Gene Ontology annotation, cellular component: cytoplasmic dynein complex. NCBI's taxonomy places the organism in Eukaryota, Fungi, Ascomycota, Dipodascomycetes, Dipodascales, Trichomonascaceae. The record is from RefSeq and is a predicted model, not a curated record. Bases 1 to 1725 code for a protein of 574 amino acids. Gene Ontology annotation, biological process: transport along microtubule.